AUGUAUAUACGACGAUUUUUUAGAGAACUGUCUACAAAAGCAAGACCUUCAGUAAUACCAGAUAACAAAGUAAUAGAUGACAUUAACAACAAAGUGUAUAAAUUUAGAAAACAUCCAGGUGUUAUGCGACCAAAGACAGUAAUAAUCCCUGAAACAUUUAUAAAGGCAGCUAUAAACGUUUUAGAAGAUUAUCCGGUGAAAUCUCUAAUUGAACCUAGUCAAAAACUUAAAAGGCAUUUAAAAAGUAGAAACGCUCCAUUGGAGAAAGAAGAAUUAAAGGAAAAAGUAAGGGAGAUACAAAGAAGAGUGUUAUCCAAAAAUGAACACAUAAUAAUUAAUACUGAAGAAGACGAAGUCAGAUUUAAACAAAUGAUUCAAAAUAAAACACAGAAAAUUAUUAAUGAAAACAUUUACAACUGGAAACCAAUGAAAUAUGACACGUUUAAUUCAUUGGUAUAUUUAGUAGGAAGAUCUGCAGCUGAAUAUGCAGUGCUGGCAAAAAUAUUUGGUGAAAUUGAAACUAGAGAUCCUGAAUUCAAGCCCAAAAGUUUGUUUGACUAUGGAUCGGGAGUAGGUACAGCCACUUGGGCAGCUAACCUUUACUGGAAACAGUACUUUCUCGAAUAUUUUAAUGUAGAUGCAUCAAGAGAGAUGAAUGAUUUAGCAGAACUGUUGUUAAAGGGUGGUAGAGGUUCAAGUAACUUUUCAUUGAGGGGUGUAUUUUACAGACAGUUUUUACCAGCUACUUCCUUAUCUUAUGAUUUAGUGGUCUCAGCUUAUUCAAUGUUUGAACUCCCUUCCUUGCAGAGUAGAUUAGAAACAGUUGUAAAUUUGUGGAAUAAAACUGAAAAAUACUUAGUCAUAGUGGAACAAGGUACUAAUGCUGGAUUUAAAGUGGUAAAUGAAUUAAGAGACUUUUUGUUACAAGCAAACCAGGAAUCUCGAAAAUGCACUGUGUUCAGCCCUUGCCCUCAUGAUGAUAUCUGUCCUAGAUUUUUAUCAAAGGAUGGUACCCCUUGCAAUUUUGAAGUUGCUUAUUAUUCUCUUCCAAUUGGAGCAACUUCAGAUUUAAAAAAUGAACUGUAUUCGUAUGUAGUCUUAAAAAAAUGUAAGAGUGGUGCCAUAAAUACAGAAAUUAAAUGGCCUAGAUUAGUUCGUCCAACUUUAGUCAGAUCUAAACAUACAAUUUGCAGGAUGUGUUCCCCUAGAGGAAAACUAGAAGAAGUUAUUUUUACAGCUUCAAAGCAUGGAAAAGUCAUGUACCACUGUGCAAGAUCAACCAAAUGGGGUGAUUUAAUUCCAGUUUGUUUUAAAGACAAUGUAAAUCUAACAAGUGAUAAAGAAUAG
Molecule: messenger RNA, 1347 nt
Organism: Psylliodes chrysocephalus
Lineage: Eukaryota; Metazoa; Arthropoda; Insecta; Coleoptera; Chrysomelidae
Source: the annotation of a GenBank genome assembly